Molecule: messenger RNA, 38435 nt
Organism: Podarcis lilfordi (Lilford's wall lizard)
Lineage: Eukaryota; Metazoa; Chordata; Lepidosauria; Squamata; Lacertidae
Source: the annotation of a GenBank genome assembly
GGGGGGGUGUUGUUCUGCAAGCCACUCCUGUCAGAAAGGAUUUACGACUUGGAAAAAGAAAAGGGGAAGAGAGCGAGGGAGAGAGAGAGAGAGACGGAGGAAAAAACUGACUUGGAUAUUUCGCAAGAGAGCAGGGAGUUUUGUCUCCUCUCUCUCUCUCUUUGCAAAGUCUGGGGAGGGUGGGCAUCUCAGCUCAAGGCGAGAGUGGCACAGCAAGCACCAAUCUGAAUUCUCUCUGCGUGGUCCUCUUAACAUGACUGCGCCCAGACUUCCCUUCUGUCUCUGCGGCGGCGUCAAGGUUCUGGGUUUAAGGUAGCUGCGCUCGCAGGAGUUGCUAUGAGUUCCAGAGCCCUGCUCUUCCUUCUCUGGCUUCAUGUUGCGCUGGGACAAACCCUCCUUCAAAGAGGUGAGUGAGUGGCUGGCUACGGAGACAGUCUGUUUUCCUCCAGCUCUGAGUUUUGCUGCUUCUUGCCUCUGUGUGUCUUUACUUCUUUAUCUUGGUUUUUUUUAAAGAAAAAGGUGCGUUGGGUGUCCUCCAAAGUCAAUAUUUCCUGGAGUUGCUUUCGCACACACCUGAGCUUUCUCUCCUAGGAAAUGCCAAGGGAAAGAAAGGAUGCAUAACUUCUAUUAUUUAUUUGUAUAUUGAAUUUAUAUACAGUACCCCCUUUUACUCCAAGGAGACCAAAGUGGCAUGCAUGGUUCUUCCCCCUCCUCUUAUUUUAUUUUAUUUUUCAAUUUUUUAUACUUUUCAAGUUUAUACAUUUCACUAAUUUUUCAAUCAUUUUAACAUUUCAGAACUUGACUUCCUUCCCCCUCUUUGUGCGGUUCCUUAAAUUUAUUUUUAAUAUCCUCUGCAUAUCCAAAUUAACUCAAUUUGCUCAUUUAUUCUUCUACUUUAAAUAUAUACUCUUAUAAAACUGCAGGUUAUUACAACAUGGCAGGAUUAUUUCCCCCUCCUCAUUCAGUCCCCGCAACAACCCUGUGAGGGAGUUUCGGCUGAGAGGCAGUGACUGGCUUCCAGUGAGCUUCAGGUCUGAGUGGGUAUUCGAACCCUGAUCUCCCAGGUCCUGGGAAUUGUAGUUCACCUCUAACAGAACUGCAAUUCCCAGCACCCUUAACAAACUACAGUUCCCAGAAUUCUUUGGGGGGAGCCAUUAACUUUCAAUGUGCUGUACAGUGGUACCUCGAGUUACAUACGCUUCAGGUUACAUACACUUCAGGUUACGGACUCCGCCAACCCGGAAAUAGUGCUUCAGGUUAAGAACUUUGCUUCAGGAUGAGAACAGAAAUUGUGCUCAUGUGGCGCGGUGGCAGCGGGAGGCCCCAUUAGCUAAAGUGGUGCUUCAGGUUAAGAACAGUUUCAGGUUAAGUACAGACCUCUGGAACGAAUUAAGUAUUUAACCCGAGGUACCACUGUAUUUGUUUAUUUCUUUUAUAUCCCAUCUUUUUCUCCAAGGAGCUCAAAGUGGCAUAUGUAGUUCUCCCCCUCCUCAUUUGUCCCCCACAACAACCCUGUGAGGUCGGCUGGGCUGAGAGUCUGUGAUUGGCUUCCAAGAUUACACGCAGUGAGCUUCAUGGCCUAGUGGGGGGAUUUGAACCCUGGUCUCCCAGGUCCUAGUCUGACCCUCUAACCAAUGCACCACACUGCCUCUUCUUGAGACAGCCUCUUCUUAUUUUCCUAACACACACCCCCUCUCACUGCACCUAUGCUCACAGUUAGGAGUGUAACGCUCUCAGAGAAACCAAGAUGAAAAGAUGCUGUCCGUUAUUUACGUAGCGCCGGCCACAUGCGCAACAUCGCAGAGAGUCACGCAGGCAAACAAACAAACAAUAAAUCUCUGCCCCAGUGAACUUACAGUCUCUGCUUCCUUGGUUCCCACCACCAGCGGAAUGCAGGCCAAUGCAGUGACGUGUAUUUUACAACUUUGUUUCGGUGGGUGAGCAUUAAGAGGGUUGCGUCUCGAUGGGAGACUCAAGGAUGCUUCCAGAGACUUGUUGCUAUUUUGCAGGUGUGAUUUCAUCAUGUCUCGGGAAAUUUAGGCUGUGCCAUGAAAGUUGCUUUGGUAUUUCCCCACCAAAACUGAUUUUUUUAUUUUUUGCAAUAAGGAAAGUGAUGGGGAGGUGUGCGUUAAGGUUUCUCAAGGCAACACUGUUGAACCCCUCUGCAAACAUAUCUAGAAUGAAUGUUUGGUAAAUCGCCGGUGGAAUCUGACCGGCAAGUUUUGUGCAAGUGAAUUGGGCUGAAUUCUCAGUCAACAGGUCGUUCUGAAGCACUAAGGUGCUUUUUAAUAGGCUAAUAAGGCAGUUUCUGAACAUUUGGCAAAGUCCCUUUCAGUUAGUCCAAGCCAAACAGUUUGCUGCCGGAAGAUAAGUCCCAUCUACUGUGGAAUUUGACAUGGCCACAUGUUGUUUUGUGGGUAAACCACCGACAGCACCACAGCUACUGGUAAACAAGACAUCCCUGCUCGGAGGGUUCCUGCUAGGAAUUAUAGCCAGUGUGGUGUAGAGGUUAGACUGCUGGAAUAGGACCUGGGAGACCAGGGAUCGAUUCCCCACUCAGCUGGGAAGGUUGGGCCAGUCACUAUCUCUCAGCCUAGUCUACCCCACAGGGCUGUUGUGAGGAUAAAAUGGGGGGGAGGGAGAACCCCAGACACUGCUUUGCACUCAUUGGAGGAACGAUGAGCUAUAGAUAUAUUGAAUCAAAAUAAAUUAGGAGACAUCGAGAAUCAUAGAAUUGUAAAGUUGGAAGGGACCCCAAGGUUCACCUAAUCCAACCCCCCAACCCCCUGCGAUGCACGACUGCUUGAACACGGAAAGAGAAUAAUAUCAAUAAUAAUAAAUGUUGUUAAUAAUAAAUAUAAAUCAUAAUAAUGGGUUACAGCCGAUGCUAGUCCUGCUGGGAGUAGACUACAGUGGUACCUCGGGUUACAUAUGCUUCAGGUUACAUACGCUUCAGAUUACACACUCUGCUAACCUAGAAAUAGUGCUUCAGGUUAAGAACUUUGCUUCAGGAUAAGAACAGAAAUCGGGCUCCAGCGGCACGGCGGCAGCAGGAGGCCCCAUUAGCUAAAGUGGUGCUUCAGGUUAAGAACAGUUUCAGGUUAAGAACAGACCUCCGGAACGAAUUAAGGACUUAACCCCAGGUACCACUGUAAUUGAAAUUAAGGAACCUUCGUUAGUAAGGACUAUUGAUUUCUAUGUGACUGAAGCUGAUCUCAAACUGACCUCAAACUGAUUUUAAAUAGUAUGGGUUGUAUUCUGGUCCUAGUCAGAGUAAACCCAUUGGAAUUAAUAGCCAUGACUCACUUAAGUCUGUUGAUUUCAGAGGGGUUUGUUCAGACAUUGGAUACAACCCAUGUAAGAAUAAUGUAAUCAUGUAAUAAAAAUAAAACAGAAGGAGACUUUGCAGGUGGUGGUGGGAAUUGAGAACAACUCGUUGAAUGUGUAAAGUUGAACAAGAGAAGUUCUUGCUAACUCUCACCAUUUAGAGAGGGCUUUUUAAUUUGGCAUUCUAUGCAUUUUGUUCUCAGUGCUUAUCAAAGACUUUGAGGCUACUCAGUGCUAUUUUUCUGGAAAAAGAGGUGCUGGAACUUAUCAGGAACACCUCCCUUGCUCUUUUAGAAUGGCAAUGGCACCCACCUGAGAGGUGCUGGAACUGAGUUCCUGUGAGUUCCGGCUGACAAAAAGCCCUGGGGCCGCCACCCCCUUGGUGCCAGAAAGUCAUCCUCACUGGCCCCUACUCUAUAAAAAGCAUUAUUCAGAUUCACAGUUUGGACAACCUGCUGAAGAAGAUAACAGCACAAUAAAAUUCAAAAUAGUCACAGUUAAUUGUUCACUUAUUCAGAAUCCAAUUAAAACUAUUUAGCUUAAUGAAUUCAGCCAAACUGAGGGACUUGAUCCAGUGAUACAUGCUUUCCAAAGUCUGAUAGUCGUUUACACCUCCAAUGCCCCCCUGCCACCCACUUGCCUCUUAGCUGCCCCCUAAAUAACCCCACUGCCCCCCCAGCAGGUAGUACUGCCCCCUUUGGGAAACAUUCCCCCCCCCCAAUUUUUUUUUAUUCAUUUUAUAACACAACUAAACAAACAGAAAAAAACAGUACAAACAAAUUCUUGUCUUAUCCUUAUUUAUUCUAAACAUUGUUAGGUGGGCUUCCCCAAGUCCCCCCUAUCUGAUUUUCAUUAUCUCAUCUUUAGUAGUUUACAUAUAUCAUAAUUUUUAACCAUUUUUUUUAUCACACUUACUUUUACCAUAAAAUCUUCACAUUUUAUCACUUACAAAUAAUACUGUUUUAAAAUACACUAUCUUCUACUUCUAACCCUACAGCCUAUAUCCACUUCCAAAUCUAUUCUAAGAUUUAAAUAUUAACAUAUUAUUUCAAAUAUUCUUUAAACUUCUUCCAAUCUUCUUCCAUCGUCUCUUCUCUCUGGUCUCAGAGUCUCCCGGUCAGUUUGGCAAGUUCCAUCAUCUUCAUCUGCCAUUCUUCGAUAGUUGGUAAAUCUUGUUUCUUCCAAUUCUUUGCUAGUAAUAUUCUCGCAGCUGUUGUGGCAUACAGAAAAAAGUAACAUCCUUUUGGGAGAUUUCACACACCCCACUUCUUGAUAAAUAAACAUGUGGUCAUUUAACUGGAGAUAGCAAUGAAUGGAUUGACCUUGGGGCCUUCCUUUUCCAAAUCAUGGGCUCUAUCACUCAGCAAAAUCCUUCAAAUGGGUCUGAAAGGUCCUCAGAUUUAUCAGGGACUGACCUGGAGAUUGUGACCCUGAUACAAGGCAGGUCAGUUUUGCACACAGAGCAACACUGGUUCUAAUAUGCAGCCAGACCCUUUUUGUUCAGUGGGGAAAUGCAACUUAUUUUGCAACCGGUGAUGUGAAUCACAAGGAACUCGGUUGUGUACCUAAAGCAGACUUUGCCAAUCUGGUGCGUUCCAGAUAUUGAGGAGUACAGUUCCCGAAAGGUUUUUCUGUUCUCCUGCAAAUCUCGGGGGCUCCUCCUGUUAGCAACACCACUUAAAUAACCCAGACAGUGCCCAGAGAGAAAAGAAAUCCUGAAAACGCUUUACUGAGGAAGCUGAACAAAAACAAUAUAUACCGUACUGUGAGGGGAAAGGAACAAAAAAAGGGUUUGCAUUUCUUAGCUCAGGCCUCGUCCGUAGCUGGGAGACAUUCAGAGGAAGGUAGCAGUGCAAUUAUUCUCCAUUCAAGCAAUGUGUACAGAAAAGUAUAUAUUAGGGGAAAGUGUGCAUAUAAGUUAGGGAAAAUAGUGAGGGGGGAAUGGGCAUAUUUUUCAAAACUGCAUACAAAAGUGUGUUUAUCUGGAGAAAAUUGCAGUAAAAUUCUUAAGAAUUGCAGUCGUCAUCAUUUUAUUAUGUAUACCCGGCUUUUCCUUAACAUGAAGCUUCACUUCACAGAUGAGGAACCUUUCUUAGACUGAGGGCCACAUUUCCUUCUGGGUAACCUUCCAAGGGCCACAUGCUGGCAGUGGGUGGGGCCAGAGGCAGAAACGGGCGGAGCAACGACUGUGAAAUUCUUACCUCUGAACACUCCUCUCUCUCUGUCCAAGCAAGAGUUCAAGGGCCCAUUCCAGCCGGGCAAAAACCUUCAAGGAGGGUCCGGGGCAAGGCGAGAGGUGUGGCCUGAAGAGUGUGGCCAAGGAGGGGGUGUGGCCUGGGGAAGAGUCCUGAGGGCCAGCUAGAGAGGUCUGGAGGGUGUCAUCUGGGAGCUAGGCCUGAGUUGCAAGGAAAGGCCAACAGAGAAUGAGCAGAGAGUUAGGGUUGAAUCCUGACAAGAGAGAAGUACUGUUUUGGGGGGACAGGGGGUAGGCAGGUGUGGGGGAUUCCCUGGUCCUGAAUGGAGUAACUGUUUCCCUGAAGGACCAGGUGCGCAGCCUGGGAGUCAUCUUGGACUCACAGCUGUCCAUGGAGGCGCAGGUCAAAUCUGUGUCCAGGGCAGCUGUCUACCAGCUCUUUCUGGCACGCUGGCUGAGACCCUACCUGCCCGUGGACUGUCUCGCCAGAGUGGUGCAUGCUCUGGUUAUCUCCCGCUUGAACUACUGCAAUGCGCUCUAUGUGGGGCUACCUUUGAAGGUGACUUGGAAACUGCAACUAAUCCAGAAUGCGGCAGCUAGACUGGUGACUGGGAGUGGCUACUAAGACCAUAUAACACUGGUUUUGAAAGACCUACAUUGGCUCCCAGUACGUUUCCGACCACAAUUCAAAGUGUUGGUACUGACCUUUAAAGCCCUAAACGGCCUUGGCCCAGUAUACCUGAAGGAGCGUCUCCACCCCCAUCGUUCUGCCCGGACACUGACGUCCAGCGCCGAGGGCCUUCUGGUGGUUCCCUUACUGCAAGAAGUGACAUUACAGGGAACCAGGCAGAGGGCCUUCUUGGUUGUGACGCCCACCCUGUGGAACGCCCUCCCAUCAGAUGUCAAGGAAGUAAACAACUAUCUGACUUUUAGAAGACAUCUGAAGGCAGCCCUGUUUAGGGAAGCUUUUAAUGUUUGAUGUUUUAUUGUGUUUUUAAGAUUCUGUUGGGUGCUGCCCAGAGUGGCUGGGGAGACCUAGCCGGAUGGGUGCGGUAGAAAUAAUAUAUUAUUAUUAUUAUUAUUAUUAGCCUCAUAAACUGAGCUGCUUCUGUGCUUGUUUUCUGACACCCAAGAGGGGAUGGAGCACACAGCUCUGGCGCUGUGCCGGGAUUCCUCCCGCCUCUGGCUGCCCACAUUGCUGUUGCAUUGUUGAUCGCCCUCUGCCACCCAUUUGCCUGCUAUUAUGGAAACACAGAGCACUGGGCUGAUGCAGCUGUGUUUUGCAACAGAAACCCUUAGCCGGGCAGCAGAAGUACAUUACACAUACAGAGAGAGGGAGAGAGACAAAACUGAGUUGCUGCACCAAAACUCUAAGGGCUAAACAAGACUUCUGUAGCAGCAGCUACAAAAUUACUCAGCGUGGCACUUAUGUGAGUGGAAUUGACUGCAGGGUUUUUUGUUAUGUAAACUUCAGCUGCUGGGGAAGCCUGAGCACCCUCAGGACUAUAGGGGUGGGGGGAUGAAGAGGGUUGAAUUUAACUCUUCCUUUCCUUUACAUGGUCACAACAAAUAUUGCCUCUCCUCUUGUCUGCACUUCUUCCCACAUGCUUGAAAGGCAGGCAGCAGGUCAUGGAGACAGUUGAUAUUGUGUCUCCCUGGCAGGUAGAGAGAUCUGCUCAGAUUUCCUCAGGACUAUUUCUGUGGCAUGGUGGUUUAUAGCGCUGGACUAAGUCCUGGGUUCAAAUCCCCCGUCUAGCUGGAUGACCUCAGGCCAGUCGCUAUCUCUCAGCCUAAACUACCUCACAGGGUUGUUGUGAGGAUAAAAUGGGGGAGUGGUGGGAACCAUGUACACCACCCUUGAGCUGCUUGGACGAAAGGCAGGGUGAAAAUGUAAUAAUAAAAAUAAUAAUUAAAAAGAUUACAGGAAAAAGCAACACAUUCCUUCAGCUAAUGUUGUGUCUGGAUGUCAGCUAGAGAAGCCACCCGCCUAAGGUCCACUUUUAAAGUGGUAUCAUACCACUAUGAAAAGUCAUGGCUUCCCCCCCAAAGAAUCCUGGGAACUGUAGUUUGUUAAGGAUGCUGAGAGUUCUUAGAGCUACAAUUCCCAGAGUGGCUUAGCAAUCAAUCCCUCUGAGAAUUGCAGUAGUGUGAGAGGAUUGGUGGGGGGAGGGGUAUCCUGACCAGCAGAAAUGAGAAAACAACGGAUGAGUACAGCCCUCCGUGUCUAAUUGAGCUUCGAUGGGUGCCUGGAUGUCUGCAGCUUGUCUUUCCCCGGGCACUGGCAACCCACGCUAUGUCACUGAACAAAAGUCCUGCUGGAUCAGAGCAAGUCUCCAUUUCCUCCCAGUGUCCUGUUUCCCACAGUGGCUUCCACGAAAGAGGCCACGAAGGCAGCCACCCUCUCCUGCUGUUGUUCUCCAGCAAUGGGUAUUCAGAGAUAGGCUGCCUUUGAACAUGCAGGAUCUAUUUAGCCAUAUCUGGCUCACAGCCAGAGGUGCACUUUUCAUCCUCUUUGCUUUCCUCUGCUUGAUCUCGGCCGCUUUUGCCACGCAUCGCAGCAGGGAGGCCCACAAGUAGAUAAAUUAUUGUUCCAUCCGCCUCGCUCUUUCAGAUCAGCUGGCAGCAUCAGAUCAGAUCUGGCUCUGCUCUGAGAUAGUUGUCAGCAUCAAGCAUCAUUAGAACAGACCCAGCUGCUUCUGUUUGGGGGGCUUUUUGGAAAACCCGACCGUUCCUUCUGGCAAGGCUGAACUCCAGGACUGGGAUCGUAAAGCACAGCUCCAAAAAGCACCAAGAGCCAAUUGGCUCCAGGCGCACUUCGCAGAGCAAGAGACCGCUUUGCCCCCUCUCUAUAUUAUUAUGGGGAAUGUGACGGUUUAAUUGGCAGCCAGCAUCCUGGAAUCAUAAAGCUGGGAGAUGGAAAGCCAAGACAUUAAUGAAGUGGGCUUUUCAUCCUCCAGAAUAUCCCCAAAUUAGGCCCGUAUAGCAGCUUCUAGUCAGCAAGUCUGGGCUUCCAACCCUAUAAAAAAGAAAGGAAAAGGAAACUCUCCCUACUGGAGCCACAGAACAGCUCAUCUCCCCCAACUGGGGUCUGUUUUGCUUACAGCAUGUUUAUAUGGACAGAUGUACCACUGCACCAGCUGCAGUGCAUCUGCUUUGCAUGCAGAAGGGCGCGGGUUCAAUCCCUGCCAUCUCCAGGUAGGGACUAGGAAUGGUCCCCUCUCUCAACGUCCAAAGAGCUCCUGCCUGUCCGUGUCGACAAUACUGAGCUAUCUGUGUGACGUUGGCUACGACUUGCCGUGUUAACCCACAGACACCUUCGUUCAGUAGAUGAAUCAAUUAACCCACUAAGCCUUGCAGAAUUGGUCAAACGAUCUUUCAUCCGUCCUGGUUUUUAAAGCAUGUCAUUGUAUUGAUCAGGGAAGUGAUGGAGGUUUGAGGUAGCUUUGGAUACGACAGAACAGGAGCGGGCCACCUUUUUAUAGGCAGGGGGCCGCAUUCCCUUCCAGACAACCUUCCAGGGGCCAUUCACCGCUGGUGGGCAGGGCCAGAGGAACAAGUGGGUGGGACAGUAAAUGUCAAUGAAGGCUGGUUUCUACGCACCCCUCUUUCUAUCCUUGCAAGCAAUCAAGAGACAUUCGUAGAGUUUAAGGACAUGUCCCAAGCCCUCAAGCGGGGAAGCAAGGCAGUACCGUAAGCGGUGUGCCACGGGGAGAGUCCUGAGGGCCAGACAGAAAGCCCUGGAGGGCCAAACGUGGCCUGAGGUUCCUCUUCCCUCUGACAGAACACAAGUUUGAAUUGUGUUCAAGUUGCCGCUUCAAACAGACUCUGCCUUCCAGCAGGCAGAGGUGGCUGCGAUAGCCCAAGGCAAGGAAGAAACAGCACCUUCUGAGGUUCCACGAUGGGAUAUCAGGCAGUUUGUUUUCUGUUCUUCCUCAUCCUACUAUCCCUGCUGCUCCCUACGGUGCUUUGUCAUGUAGCUGGUAUGCCUUCUUCCCCAUCCUUUGAUGAUUAAGAGACCCAACCUGGAAAGAGGUUAAUUAAACAGCUAGGUGGAGCAGCUUCCAUUGCCUGAGGAGGGUGUGCCAUUAACCGGGGUGGGGUGAGGAACGGCAUUGCAGUGAUACCAAGACAGCAGUGUUUUUGGGUCGAGUAUUAGGAAGAACUUUCUGGUGGUGAAAGCUGCUCAACAGUGGAGCAGAUUCCUUUGGACGCUGGUGAACGCUCCUCUAUUGGAGCUAUUUUAACAGAGGUUGUAGGGCCACCUGUCAGCGAUUCUUUGACUGCGAUUCCUGCAUCGCAGGGGGUUGGACUAGAUGACCCUUGGUGUCUCUUCCAACUCUAUGAUUCUGUGAUUCUGUGAAUGGGCUUUUCUUUAUUCCAACUGCAAGCUCUUCACCUAGAGCAGUCUUUGUGAUCCUGGCAGCUUCCAGAUGAUUUGGGACCUCAAUGCUCAUUACAGUGGUACCUCGGGUAAAGAACUUAAUUCGUUCCGGAAGUCCGUUCUUAACCUGAAACAGUUCUUAACCUGAAGCACCACUUUAGCUAGUGGGGCCUCCCGCUGCUGCCACGCCAACAGAGCACAAUUUCUGUUCUCAUCCUGAAGCAAAGUUCUUAACCCGAGGUACUAUUUCUGGGUUAGCGCAGUCUGUAACCUGAAGCAUAUGUAACCCGAGGUACCACUGUAGACCCCCAGGUUCCUCUGUAGAUUAGAGCUGCAGAACUUGAAGAGAAUCUCUUUGGAGGAGAAUUUGCUCUAGCUGGUUUCGCCUGCAUUCAGCAAGUCUGCUCUGGGUAGGGCUAGCAUUCAUUGGACACAAACCACUGCCUCCAACAUUGCUUGGAUCCUGCUUGGUUGGGGCUUGGUUGGAGACUAUGUGGGGCUGCCCUUGAGACUGACCCAGAAACUCCAGCGGGUGCAGAAUGCUGCGGCGAGACUCCUUACAGGGUCCUUGCUGUGGGAUCGCAUUCACCCAGUGCUAUACCAGCUGCACUGGUUCCCGGUGGAGUACAGGAUCAGGUUUAAGGUGCUGGUUUUAACAUUUAAAACCCUCUACGGCCUAGGACCCUCAUACCUACGGGACCGCCUCUCCUGGUAUGUCCCACGGAGGACCUUACGGUCUUCAAAUAAAAACAUCUUGCAGAUCCCGGGCCACAGGGAGGUUAGGCUGGCCUCAACCAGAGCCAGGGCUUUUUUGGCCGUGGCCCCAAUCUGGUGGAACGCUCUGUCACAAGAGACUAGGGCCCUGUAGGACUUGACAUCUUUCCGCAGGGCCUGGAAGACAGAGCUGUUCCACCAGGCCUUUGACCAAGGCACAGUCUGACCCCCUCCUUCGGUAAUCCUCACAGAACUCUAGCCCAAUGGUUGCCAUUAAUUUGAUUUUAGAAUGAGUUGAUUUUAGAAUGCAUUUCAAUUAAUUGAUUGUGAUUUUAUGUAAAUUAUGUUACUUUUAUUGUUGUUAGCCGCUCUGAGCCCGGCUUCAGCUGGGGAGGGCGGGAUAUAAAUAAAUUAUCAUCAUCAUCAUUAUUAUUUGGUUGGCCACUGUGAGAACAGGAUGCAUGGCUUGAUCCAGCAGGGCUCGUCAUAUGUUCUUAUGAAACUGGAAAGAGAGCAAAGCCAUUGCUGGUCUCUUAAGUAGAACAGAUGAACAGGGCCUGCUUCCCUAUAUUUCCUCUGCUGCCAAGCUUGAUGGAAUAGCUGCUGGUAUGGCCACAUUCUAAACAUGCAAAGGAUUGCAAAUUUAAACCAGCACUUUAAAUUUUGCUGGCAAACUGAUAGCUAGCAAAUGCAGAUCUUGUAAGACCAGGGCAAUGCGAUUUGAUCUUUGGACCUCAUGUAACAACGUGCUGGCUGCAUUCUUGACCAAGUUGACAUUUCCAGGCUACUUUUCAAGGCAGCCCCACAAGAAAGCAGAGAGAUCUUAUCUUUGAAAGGUCAGUCACACAGUCUGAAGAAAGAUCUGGGCAGGCAGGGAAUGCAGGCAGGUUGCAAAUUGGGUCAAACUUUCAGCAAUGGGUGGUGCAGGGGAAUGGAAUUUUGGGCUCAGGGAAUGGAGGCACCCCCUGGUCUCUAUUUCCUGAUCUUGGGACUCCCCACAAGCGAUGCUCCUCGCCAGUCUCCUCAGGUGCUUUCCACCUGGCUGGAAUGUCUUUUGAACCACAAAGAUGUCCCUUGCUUGCUAGUACAACGGAUGGAAUAAUGUUUGUGUGCGCAAGAAGUAGUGUAGCAACUUCUGACUUAAGCAUGGUCUACCAUACAAGGCAAGGGCGGAGAAUAAAUUCAGUUCCGUUCACACUGAAAACUGAAUCUCUCAAAUUCACACUUUCCGGAAUAAUAUAUGCACAGCCCUCCUUCGAAAUUUUCACUCAUCUGAAUUUUGUGACCAAAUUCUCCAACCGAACGAUGUUUCUAAAGGUGCAUCUAUCAAGGGAAGGCGUGCAGAAUUAUGAAGAUAUUAGUGAAAAUAACUGAGAGAAGUGAAUUCUGUCAGGGGGAAUUGCUUGCAAAAAGGUGUACGUGAAUCAAAGCCACCUCUAAAAAUGUGUUCAUUGGGCAUAAUCUGCAAGAAAAUUGCUGUAGGAAUAAGGAGAACUGAAUUUAAGAUUGGAAGAAAAUGAGAAAGUGGGAGAACUGAAGCCAAAAGAUCCUUCCAUCCCUUGUACAAAAAAAAAAGUUGCAUUUGUAGUUGCUCCACCCACUUUUGCCUCAGGCCCCUCCCACCAUGGACGUGUGACACAACAGUGGACGGUGUCCCAAGAGGGUCACCCCCUGCUUCCACUUGUGAAAGGUUGAAGGGUAUAUUGCAUUUCUCUUGCCCCCUUUCUUCAGGUGCAUUUUUCCCUCUCAUAGUUUCUCCAUCAAAUGUAAUUUAAGGUCCCCGAGAGAGUCUGAGGUUUUCUUUACAGCUGCAUACGACCAACCAUCCAUUUCACAACUGUGGUCAGUUUCCUUCAUCUUCCUCCUCCCAGCACACACAUUCUUGGUGUGGUAAACCUGAGUCAGUUGCAACGCCAGCGCUGAAACAAUAUCCCUGUUUUCCUUCUCUCCAUCUCCUAGUGAGGGGUGAAUCUAUCCGUGUGUGUGUGUGUGUGUGUGUGUGUGUUUUUCUCGGCUUUUCGUUCUUCCAGUUGUAAGUUCCAUUUUGCACACCAGCUUGCAAUUUUUCUGAAAAGUCCUCAUAAAAAUGCGGUAGCAUUUGAGUGUGAAUUUCUCCCGAUAUGCAGAAGAAGCUGCCUUAUACUGAGCCAGACCAUUGGAUCCAUUUGGUUCAGUAUUAUCUACACCAGGGUUUCCUCAACUUGGAUCUCCAGCUGCUUUUGAACUACAAUUCCCAUAAUCCCUGAUGACUGGUCCUGCUAGCUAGGGAUGAUGGGAGUAUUAGUCCAAAAACAGCAGGAGAUUCCCAGGGUUUGGGAAACCCUGAUCUACACUGACCAGUAGCAACUGUCCAGGGUUUCAGACAGGCGUCAUUCCUGGUUCUAGCUGGAGAUACUGUGACUUGAACCCGGCACCCUCUGCAUGCUGAGCAGAUGCUCAAACACUGAGCAUCUACCCCCAAAUUCUUCUGUGCAGUUUCUUCUAACAGGCUCAUUUUUGCAAUCUAUUUUUUUCUAGUAUAGACGUCUCCCUACACACUUUACCCUAGUAUAUGCAUUUCUGUACAUAUUACAGUGGUACCUUGGUUUAAGAACAGCCCUGUUAACGAACUAUUCAGUUUACGAACUCUGCAAAACCAGAAGUAGUGUCCCGGUUUGCGAACUUUACCUCAGACUAAGAAUGGAAUCCAAACGGUGGAAGGGCACCGGUGGCAGGAGACCUCAUUAGGGAAAGCACGCCUCGGUUUAAGAAUGGUUUCGGUUUAAGAACGGACUUCCGGAACGGAUUAAGUUCAUAAACCAAGGUACCACUGUAUUUCUAUUUCUCCUUAGAAAACUCAAGCAAAAUCUAAGAGAAUCCUCUUUUGACUCUGGUAUUUUGACUCUCACAGUUGGCAUGCAAUGUUCGAAAUUCGCCAGACUCCAGGCGCAUUUUGAGCCUGGCUAUUGGCCACUUGCAACCCCAGGAUGCAGUCUGAUGUCUUCACCAUCUCAAGACGUAUGCCUGGGGGUCCUUGUAUCUUGACUGUUUUCACACACUAACAACACAUCCUAUAGUAUUCUCCCCAUGAUAUUUUAUCUGCACACUCAGAACGGAUUUCAGGAACCCAAAAGUCAUAUUGAAAAAAUACGACUCUCAAGCUGUCUGGCUCCAAAAUGGCAACUAGAUAUUAUUCCAGUUUGGCGACUGUAACCCUAGUUUAAGGAGCCGUUUGGUGCUUAGCUUAUAUAUCUGAGUUUCUCACACUGUUGACAUGUGGUCCCCAACAGAAAACAAAGUUGCCCACCCAUAAUCUAAAGCAGCAUUUCCAAAAUAUUCCCUGGGUGGAGUGAAAGGGUUUCAACUGGCAGAAGGUGGAAUAAUGUAUUUAUUUGUGUUUUUAAGCUGCAGAAAACAAUUCACAGUAUUAUUAGAACUACCCCCAAAUGUUGGUGACACUACCCCUUCUCAGGCAAAUAUAAUUUGGGGGUAGGUUUUCCCAUAUCCCGCAGCAAACCCCGCUUACAACUGGAGCAAUUUGACUUUAGCUUCUUCUCUCCUGUUGACACACAGGCUGAGGGAACAUAUUCCCAGCUCGGGACAGUCCGUGGCCCAGCAAAUUUCUUGCCUCCGGUAGAGUAUGUGAGAGGAUAUAUGCCAGGAAGUUUAUGGCUGGAGACUUAAAUUGCCUUUCAUCGCUUCUAGGCACGAUUGUCUAGCACAGAGGAGGAAAGGGAUUAGUAAAAGCAAGGCACCUGUGGACACGACUUCCUUCAGACUCUGUCUGUUAUUCAUUGACAAGGCCUCACUGUUGGCUAAGUCAUGAGAGCUAUAUUGUUCUGCAUGGUUCUCCACGAGGCUAUACCAGAUCCAUUUCCUUGUGAGAAGACACGUGCUGGAUAUGUGUGUCCCUUUUUUCAUAAUACUAUUUUUAUUUUGAAUAAUAGAUAUUUAUCAGAGGUGGGAAACUUCAGUCCUGUGGGGCCAAAAGUGGCCCUUCCAAGUCCCUCGAUCAGGCCCUCAGAACUCUCCCCAGGUCACACCCAAAUCCCAUUUUGUGCCCUCUCUCAAGUUUUUUUCCACCUGCCUGGUGAACUCUAGUCAUGUCUCUAUCCUCCUGGAUAGAGGAUAGAGAGGGGUGAGUGAGUAUGGCUGAAGAAACCAGCCUAGAGGGCAAAGGUAAAAUUUGCAUUCAUUGCUCCACCCAUUUUGUUUGUUUUUUAAAAAAUAUUUUUAUUUGGUUGUACAUACUGAAAAUUAUAAUCACAUCACAACAUAUCCACAGUUAAACGAUUCCUCCGAAACUCUGGACUUCCCACCUUCCCCUCCAUGGAUUCUGUUGUUAAACCUUUUCUGCUGCAUCUUUUUUCAAUAAUCCAAAUUUUUUAUAACUCCACUAUGUCCAUAUUUCUUGUUACAUUACAAGUGUUGUUGCAGUAUGCUAGUGUUUUCAUCUGCUUACAGUGGUCUUUAGGGUAAAUUAUAAUUUUUUCCCAUUCCUUAUUAAAGUUUUGGUCUUCCUGGUUCCCGAGCUUUCCGGUCAGUUUUGCCAUCUUGGCAUAGUCCAUCAACUUAAUUUGCCAUUCUUCUCUGGUAGGGACUUUAUCUUCCUUUCAUUUCUGGGCUAAUAACAUCCAUGAAGCUAUCGUCGCAUACAUAAAAAGUCUUUUCUGCUCUCUUGGAAUUUCAGCACUUACAAUUCCGAAUAAAAAAGCCUCUAUGUUGUUGUUUUAUAAAAGUUAUUUUAAACAUUUUUUUCCAAUAAUAAUAAUAAUCAGGUAGUUGUUUAUCUCUUUGACAUCUGAUGGGAGGGUGUUCCACAGGGUGGGCACCACUACCAAGAAGGCCCUCUGCCUGGUUCCCUGUAGCUUUGCUUCUCACAAUGAGGGAACCGCCAGAAGGCCCUCGGCGCUGGACCUCAGUGUCCGGGCAGAACGGCCAAGGCCGUUUAGGGCUUUAAAGGUCAACACCAACACUUUGAAUUGUGCUCGGAAACGUACUGGGAGCCAAUGUAGGUCUUUCAAGACUAGUGUUAUGUGGUCUCAGCAGCCACUCCCAGUCACCAGUUUAGCUGCCGCAUUCUGGAUUAGUUGUAGUUUCCGGGUCACCUUCAAAGGUAGCCCCACGUAGAGCGCAUUGCAGUAUGAAUUGUGCAUCGCAAUUCACUAUAUAUCAUUUCCCAGAAUGCUUUUACACAUCCACCACAUAUGCUAAAAGGUGCCUUCUUUUUCUUUACAUUUCCCGCAGAUAUUUGUAGUCUUAGUCUUAGACAUUUUUGCUAACUUACUAGGAGUUAGAUACCAACGGUACAUCAUUUUCAUAUAAUUUUCUUUCAACGUACAGCAUGCCGAGAAUUUUAAAUCAGCUUUCCAUAACCUCUCCCAAGAUGAGAGUUGGAUAUUAUGCCCCAAAUCCCUCACAUUGCUCGGCCUAUUUUGACCCCUGACCCUGCCCACUGCCACCAUAUGGUCCCCAGAAGCUUGCCCAGAAGGGAAUGUGGACCCCAGCCUGUCAGAAGGUCCCCCACCCCUGUUUCAAGGGUGAGAGUUGGAGAGGAGAGAGAGUUUGUCCCCCGCUUUGCCCCACUUUCUAUCCCUGAGAGCUUUCAUGAGGUAAAACUCUUGACGGGACUUUCUGGCUUAUUGGGCUGAGGCUGAAGAGAUUUUCUCUCUCCCAAUGCAGUGUCCUGACUCUCUGUUGAUGCCACAUGGUGUCAGAAGUGGGAUAUGGCUUGGGGAGGGGCGUGGCCAGGGAAAAGUCUUGAAUGGCCAGGCAGAGAGGCCUGGAGGACCACAUUCUGCCCUCCAGGGCCUGGAGGUUCCCCACUCAGAAACAAUAAUUCCCCCCAUAAACAGUCGGAGAGUAUGUUGUGGCGGGGAAGGAGUUAACGUUGCCUGGAAUGGCAAUAUGUCCAAGGGGGAAAAGGCAGAUGGGAUGGGGAGCCUGGCUGGUUCUCUAAGGGGGGAAGGAAAGACCAGGUCACAGGCAAGGAAUCACAGCAGCCACAAAACACCCAAUCACUGCAGCUGGGAGUGACUUUUUUGGGGAGGGGAAUAUUUUUUAUUUCAUUUUAUGAUGUACAGUGGUACCUCGUGUUAAGUACUUAAUUCAUUCCAGAGGUCCGUUUUUAACCUGAAACUGUUCUUAACCUGAAGCACCACUUUAGCUAAUGGGGCCUCCAGCUGCCGCUGUGCCGCCGGAGCACGAUUUCUGUUCUCAUUGUGAAGCAAAGUUCUUAACCUGAAGCACUAUUUCUGGGUUAGCAGAGUCUGUAACCUGAAGCGUAUAUAAUCUGAGGUACCACUGUACAUACGUAAGACAGAGAGAACAAUUAUAACAAGAGAUGAAAAUCUAAAGACCAAACCCCAAAAAUAUGCACGUAUAAUAAGUGCAGUUUCAACAUGGGUUAAGUAAUGGAGUCUGAGCAAUUAAAGAAUAAAGAAGGAAUAUUUGUGCUAAUAUUGAGUACAGUUCCAGAUUUUCCAGACUUGCGACAGGGGCUGCCUUGAAAACGGCAGUUGCACUCUAUAUGUGAUAAAGCAGUCAUAUUUUAAAAGCGUCUGGAGGUUCCAGACCUUGUUGAAAUCUAAAAUUAUGCGUCAUUUUCUCCAUUAUCACUAUAUCCCAAAGCCAGUGUUGCUGGGAACAAUUUGACCCAGGCAGACCACUUUGCAACAGCAAUGAUGAAAGAUUGUAUUACAUUUAAUGCAUGAAUUGAGGCAACCGGGAACCUCAGAUGGUUGGAUAUAUUUUUUCCAAUCCCUAACAGAACUUUGGAUUGAGUGGGUGAGGGAAAAGGUUUGAUUUGAGGCCCAAAAUCCAAUGUGCAAAAUUUAAGAUUCGUUGCUCAAACAGGUCAAAGGCCCUGCGCAUGUUUAGUCCGAUGUAAGCCCCUUUGAUCUCAACAGCUCUUACUCCCUAGUAAGAUUAGAGCCUACAUGUAAUUUUUUCUUUAUGUUCUGCUUCAUUAAUUCUCUUAUGAUUAUGAUUAUUUGCAAAAUCUUUUUUUAUUAAGUUUUACGUUACAAAUUUAAAUUCAAGCAUUAAACACCAACAUCGUCAUUUAGGAUUCCCUGAAUCCUCCGCCCUUCCAUGAUUACUAUUAUCCAUCUUUUUUCAACUACUUCACUUAUUUUCUGUUUUUCUUAAAUAACCCAUCUUUACCUUAGUUUUUACUACAUUACAAGCGUUACUCAACUGCUGCCAAAGUUUUUAGUUGUUUACAGUGUUCUCGGAGACACAUUGUAAAUUUUCCCCAUUCCUUCUUAAAGUUCUUCUCUUCCUGGUUUCUGAUUUUCCCAGUCAAUUUCGCCCUUUCUGCCCCAUUAAUUCUCAUCCUGUGCCUGUUCUAGGUCCUCGUCCCAUCGCUCCGGAUUUAGAAGGAGACCUUCUCUUCCUCCUGGACAGCUCUGGUAGCGUCUCCUACUACGAAUUCUCCCGGGUCAAGGAGUUCAUUGCGGACCUCCUCAGGCCAUUUGCCUUCGGCCCACACGAUGUCCAGACUGGGGUUGUCCACAUCAGCACCACGCCCACGAUGGAGUUCCCCUUUGACCGCUACCUCUCCACCGGGGCGGUCCAGCAUGCCAUUCGCAGCAUCCAACAGGUGAUGGGCGAUACCAACACAGGCAAAGCCCUCUCCUUCGCCAAAGACAUGCUUUUCAGUGGGAAGGCCGGAGCGCGGGCUGAUGUCCCCAAGGUGAUGGUGUGGGUGACCGACGGCUUCUCUACAGACGACAUCUCCCAGCCAAUGCAGCUCCUGAAGGACAUGGGGGUCACGGUUUUCAUCGUUAGCACCGGGCGUGGGAACUACUUGGAGCUGUCCGCUGCUGCCAGCCAACCUCCGGAGAAACACCUGCAUUUUGUGGACGUGGACGACCUGACCAUCAUUACCAAGGAGCUGAGAGACUCCAUUGCAGGUAAUUGGGUAGCGUGUCAAAACAAACAAAUGCCUGGCCAGAUCAGAACUAGAUCUGUUGGGUCUUGUCUCUGGCCUGCCCAAGUCCCAGAAUGCAGUUCGGCGGAAGUCCCAGUGGGUACAUUAAAUUGACACAUACACAAAGCCUACUAUAAUACAUAAAAGGUAAAAAGGUAAAGGACCCCUGGACGGAUAAGUCCAGUCAAAGGUGACUAUGGGGUUCAUCUCGCUUUCAGGCUGAGGGAGCUGGCGUUUGUCCACAGACAGCUUUCCGGGUCAUGUGACCAGCAUAACUAAACCGCUUCUGGCACAAUGGGACACCAUAAUGGAAGCCAGAACACACAGAAAUGUCGUUUACCUUCCCACCGUUUACCUUCCCACCGCAGCGGUACCUAUUUAUCUACUUGCACAGGUGUGCUUUCAAACUGCUAGGUUGGCAGGAAUGGGACACAGCAACAGGAGCUCACCCCGUCGCGGGGAUUCGAACCACCGCCCUUCCAAUCGGCAAGCCCAAGAAGCUCAUCAGUUUAGACCACAGCGCCAUCCGGCUGCCUUGGCCUGAAAGCAAGAUGAGCGCUGUAACCCCAUAGUCGCCUUUGACUGGACUUAACCGUCCAGUCCUUUACCUUUUUUUACCUUGUAAUACCUAACUAUGAAUUAAGAAUGACUCUCUCAAUUUCAUUCCUGCAGUUCUGCUUUGAGAGUGGAAUCCCAUUCAUGUCAUCUACUUAGAGGUAAAUUCCACAGGGUUAUCUUCAGUUAAGUCCAACUCAGAGCAGACCCAUUGAAACAGAUGAACCUAAGUUAGUCAUGUCCAUUAACAUCAAUGGGCCUACUCUGAGCAGGAUCAGCAUCCGCUAUACCCCAUAGUUUCCAAACUGUGGGUUGUAUCCAGUGCUAGACCCAUUGGAAUGCCUGAGUUAGGCCACAUUCACACCAUACUAUUACAGUGGUACCUUCUUAACCUGAAACUGUUCUUAACCUGAGGUACCACUUUAGCUAAUGGGCCUCCCGCUGCCGCCGCGCCACCGCCACACGAUUUCUGUUCUCAUUCUGAAGCAAAGUUCUUAACCUGAGGUACUGUUUCUGGGUUAGCAGAGUCUGCAACCUGAAGCUUCUGUAACCUGAAGCGUCUGUAACCCAAGCUACCACUGUAUGCCACUCUAAACAGUUAUCUGCAUCAUAAUCAUUUGUACCCUGCUUAUCUGACUGGGUUGCCCCAGCCACUUUGGGUGGCUUCCAACAUAUGGCUUCCCCCAAAGGAUUCUGGGAGCUGUCAUUUGUUAAGGGGUGAGGAGAGCUGUUAAGAGACCCCUUUCCCUCCCCUCCCAGAGCUACAAUUCCCAGAGUUCCUAGGGGGAAAGGAAGGACUGUUAAACCGCUCAGGAAAUUCCAAUGGAAGCAAAAGCAGGGUUGGAAAUGGCCAGUGUUUGUGUAUCUGCGCCAUGCCCAGAAUGGAAAUAAAUUCAACAAACAUGAUCAGCGAUCAAUCUUGUCAUUGCUUUUAGUCCGCAAACAAGGCACCCACCCACAAUUUGAAUUACACGUCCUUUGCUUCAAAAUGAAUGGGGCAGAAUAGCAUGACAGUGUCGCUUACAUGAUCCGUUACUUGAGUUACAUGAUUUCAGCACAGCAGAUGAUGAGAGGAAUAACCUAACUUUUGGCAGAAGACAAAUUGCAGCAGAAUGGAAACUGGGCGCCUAGCGCAGGGCAGAACAGGAAAACGAUGCCUUCUUAAAUCUCUCUCUCUUAAGAGGUCCAUCUUUCGAGAAGGGAAUCCAGCGCGCUCCAGAUCACAAGCCUCGUUCCCCAAGCAAAGGCCGAAACCCCUUGAUCCAGCUUGCUUGCAUGUCUAUUACCCACAAGGCACCUCCUUGCUCCUUUAUUGCUUUCACUCUGGACAUUUUCCCUGCAGCUGCAGGCAGUUCUUGGGGCUGCUAAUGGUUUGGAAACUCACGAGGGUUACCAUGGAGCUGGGAAAGCUUCCACCCAUUCCUUGGCACCUUUGUGCUCCUUAAUCUUAGGGGAUGGUUUUUAUUUCAUGUAUUUUUAUUAUUUUUUAAAGUCCCUUCUGCAGCUAAAGUCUUUCCUCAGCCUUGUUUUGCUCCACAGCUCUGGCACAAAUUCAUUUUGCCAGGAAUAAUAAUAAUAAUAAUAAUAAUAAUAAUAAUAAUAAUAUUUUUAUACCCUUCCCAUCUGGUUAGGUUUCCACAGCCACUCUGAGCGGCUCCCAACAGAAUAUUAAUAAUGAUGAUGAUGAUGAUGAUGAUAAAACAACAAAACAUCAAACAUUAAAAACUUCCCUAUACAGGGCUGCCUUCAGAUGUCUUCUAAAAGCAAGGUAGUUGUUUAUUUCCUUGACAUCUGGUGGGAGGGCGUUCCACAGGGUGGGUGCCACCACCGAGAAGGCCCUCUGCCUGGUUCCCUGUAACUUCGCUUCUAGCUGUGAGGGAACUGCUAGAAGGCCCUUGGCACUGGACCUCAGUGUCUGGGCUGAAUGAUGGGGGUGGAGACUCUCCUUCAGGUAUACUGGGCCGAGGCCGUUUAGGGCAUUAAAGGUCAGCACCAACACUUUGAAUUGUGCUCAGAAACAUACUGGGAGCCAAUGUAGGUCUUUCAAGACCGGUGUUAUAUGGUCUCAGCAGCCACUCCCAGUCAGCAGCCCAACUGACUUUGAAGGACACCUUCAAAGGUAGCCCUAAAUAGAGCACAUUGCAGUAGUCCAAGCGGGAGAUAACCAGAGCAUGCACCACUCUGGCAAGACAGUGCGCAGGCAAGUAGGGUCUCAGCCAGCGUACCAGAUGGAGCUGGUAGACAGCUGCCCUGGACACAGAAUUGACCUGCACCUCCAAGGACAGCUAUGAGUCAGUCAUGGCCCAAUUGGGGCCCGCUAAUCUUUGCCUCUCCAGCCAUGUUGCUGGAUGAUGAUGUCACUGGGUGAUGACAGCCAAUGUGACGUCAGCUGAUGGGCAGGGCUCACUCCUCCUUGACCAGCAAGUUUGGACUCUCCACUUGUCAACUGGGGAGUGGAGGGUCUAAAUCCUGUGGGAAAAGCACUUGGGAGUUAGACUCCUCCAUCCAUCCCUUGGGUCAAGUCUAACAGAUGAGCAGGAGCGCCCACUGAUCAGUCAGUCAGCUGACAUCAUGUGGCCCUCCAAGUUUCCCUCUCUGGCCCUCAGAACUGUACCCAAGCCACACACCCUUCCCCUCGGCUCCCCACACCCUCCCUGCCCCACACCUCCAGUAUGGCUUUCAUGAGCGUCCCAGAACUCUGCUCCUUCUUGCUUUCAAAGCACUUAAAAACCGUUCGAGAUUUAAACGUCUCUCAGCAGUGUACAGCAUAAAAAGAAGGAACGGCGUCGUUAACACAGAAUGACAGUAAAAAUACCAGCAAAGUAAAAUCAUGCAAGAAUAAAAUGAAUUGGAAUUUAAAAGGAUAAAAAUAUAUAUAUCUUGCUUGUUUGAAUGUAGAAUAGAGACGGGGGGGGGGGGACUGUUAGUCUGUAUGAAAAGCAGCUUAGUGCCCAAAGGUAAUAAUCAGAUUUGUUGCUCCCCCCCGCUCCCCCUUGGAUGGAGAAAGGUUCCAGGAAACUGUUCUCUGUCCAUUCAACCACUCUGUUCAAGGAAGGUCAGGCCUUGGGAGGUUAACAAUCUCCACUGCCAUGGAAACCUCUGUGGCCCUUGACUCAUUUGCAGCACAUGGCUGCGGCCUUCAGAGCAAUGGGGGGGCUUCCAUUUUUCACCCCAAGGCCAUUCCCCAUCUUGCACCCACUGACACCCAUCAGGACUCCUCUGAGCAGAUAAAGCCGUCCUCGCCAAGCUGGUGCCCUCCAAUGUCUGGUCUCCCAAACCCGCUGGAGGGCACCAGGUCGGCAAAGGCUGCUGCAAAGCCACAGAUCAGAACGAUGACCAGCUUCUGAGCUGUGGGGCUGGGAGGGCGUCCGAACCACCCAGGCUUGGCUGCCCAGGAGGACGCCCAGAAGUUGCACUAUGAUAUCAUAGGAGGCCUUUUUUUCAAAGGCCCCCUUUGUCGAGAGGCACAAGGCUGGCAUUGUUCCGUCAAGCUGGGCUGGUUUCUCCUUGAAUUCCCCGCAUCUGCCAGCAGCUGGUUGGCAUUGCCCGCAGGGCUGGCUCAGCUCAAGCCAAAGCAAUGCUUCCUGGCUGCCCAUCCCUCCCUGCCCCGCCUCCGUGGACUCCCUUAACCUGGAAGAGGCAGAAAAGAAGAAUUCUCCUCGGCUGCACGUGAUCUGCGCAAAGCAGAAAGGGCAGCUUGUGCUUUUCAGAGAUAGACACACCACAGGAUUUUGGCCUUGGAUUUCGGAGAGCACAACCAGUUUGCCCGUACUGGGUGCUGAGCUGAGAUGGUGCCGCAACCAUGACAACAACGGAAGGCGAGAGGCAGGAGGCACCAAAUUCUGGCAUCGCACAGCGAGCUGCUGAAAUUUUCAAGCCCAAACUCCAUCACUGCUUCCAUUCCAGGGUGCAAGAUUCCCCCAAUACUUUCUGUUCUCUGUUUGCUGUCCCACAGGUGCAAAGAAAGAGAGGGAAUGACAGGGCAGGCAUAGAAUUCUGAGGGUUGUUGAACUCACAGGCUGAGAUAUUAUUAUUUUGAGAUCUGGGCAGUAGUGCCCUUUGGGGCUGGUAGGACGGAAAGCAGGGAGCAUGACAGUAGGUGGCGCCAGAGCCACUAAAAGGCAGUGCCUACUGGUUCUAGUGUUGUCCCUCUCAUCCUCUUCCCUGCUGAGUUCCACAAGGGGCAACACUGAGACUGGACAACCUCUUGGACUGGUUGUAAGAAGGCAGGCAGGUGGGGGCUGGCUUGGUGGUGCAGAACCUUUAAUAAUAAUAAUAAAAUAAAAUUUUAUUUAUGGCCCGCCCGCCCCAGCCAAAGCCGGGCUAAGAGCGGCUAACAACAGUAAAAGUAACACAGUUUACAGAAAAUCACAAUCAAUUAAAAUACAUUAUAAAAUCAGCCUGAGGGCCACAUCUCCUUCCAGGGGCCACAUGCCAGUGUGCGGAGGGCCAGAGGCAAAAGUGGGCGAAGCAACCAAUAUUGCAGCUGUCAGUCUAUCUGAACAACUGUGAACGAGGUGCCCUUGACACUGUAUUAGAUCAGAUCCAUGCCAUAGAUUAAUUGAAAGCAUGAACUAGAAUACAAAAAAGGGAGGUGUGAGGAGGUCAAGGAAAUAAGCAAAUGAAAGAUAAGUUAUGGGAAGAUUUAUUGUAUUUUUUCUUUUUUUUCUUUUUUUUCUUGUUUCUUUUCUUUUUAUUAUCGUGAUGUGAUGUUUUGUAUUUCUUAAAUAUGCUGUUUUUUAAUUAUUUCUUUUUGUAACCCUUUAAAAUUCAAUAAAUAUUACUUUAAAAAAAAUAGAUUAAUUGAAAGCAUGUGGCUUCUCCCAAAGACUCCUGGGAACUGGAUUCUGGGGAUUGGAGCUCCAGGCAUUUGCAGGUUUCUAAAGGAGCCAUGGGACGUGGGUGGCGCUGUGGGUUAAACCAAUGAGCCUAGGGCUUGCUGACCAGAAGGUCGGCGGUUCAAAUCCCUGUGACCUCCCAUUGCUCGGUCCCUGCUCCUGCCAACCUAGCAGUUCGAAAGCAUGUCAAAGUGCAAGUAGAUAAAUAGGUACCACUCCAGCGGGAAGGUAAACGGCGUCUCCGUGCGCUGCUCUGGUUCGCCUCGACCAGUAAAGUGAGAGGAGCGCCACAACCCCAGAGUCGAUCACGACUGGACCUAAUGGUCAGGGGUCCCUUUACCUUUUUAAAGGAGCCAUUUCCUCAGUUUGUGAAGACUGGCUGCAAGCAGGCCGCUCACGUUGUGUCCGGGGCGCCUGCCAAGGUUUGAUCACCAAGUUGACAGGGAGGCAGGGCGUGUGUCAUGCCAAGAAUGAGGUGCAGUAGGAAAGCACGGUCUGAGGUUCACAUGCCAAUCGCACGCUUGACAACCUGGAUUCCACACACACACACCCAUCACACUUGUAGCUGCUUCUUCUCAGGCUGAGUGAUGUCACCUUUCUUCCCUGGGGCUGUCUGUGUCUGCAGCAACAGACCCGGCCGAGCGAGCACAGACAGCAACGGUGUAAUCUCUGUUCCCCUUCCUUUUAUAGCAGGGGAGCCCCCUUCAUCCUGAGAGCCACCUUCAUUUCUGGGCAACCUUCUGUGGGGGGCGGGGGAUGCCAGGGGUGGGUGUGGCCAGAGGCCAAAGUGGGCGGAGCAAGAAAUGCAAAUGUGGGUUUUAAAAACAUGCUAAACUACCAUAUUUUCCGCUCUAUAAGACGCACCAGACCACAAGACGCACCUAGUUUUUGGAGGAGGAAAACAAGAAAAAAAAUAUUCUGAAUCUCAGAAGCCAGAACAGCAAGAGGGAUCGCUGCGCAGUAAAAGCAGCAAUCCCUCUUGCUGUUCUGGCUUCUGGGAUAGGUGCGCAGCCUGCAUUCGCUCCAUAAGAUGCACACACAUUUCCCCUUACUUUUUAGGAGGGAAAAAGUGAGUCUUAUCGAGCAAAAAAUACGGUAGUUUCUACACACGCGGUCCUUCACUCCUCCUCAUUCUUCAGCCAGGCAAGCGAUGGACAUGAUCAGAGUUCCAGCCAGGAGAAAACACUCAAGGAAGUUGCAAAGCAUGUCUGGUGAGGGGGCGUGGCCUGGGGAGAAAAUGGGUGUGGCUGGCGAGGGGGUGUGGCCUGGGAAAGGGGUGUGGCCUGGAGAGAGGGGUUUGGCUGGUGAGGAGGCAUGGCCUGGGUCAAUAUUAACUCAGCGGCAAGAAGGAGGGAGACUAAAAGCCAAAUAGAAUCUCGAGAAGAAAAUGCCUUAGAGUUCGGUUUUUAAAGAGAUGCUUUGGAAACAGCUCCUUCAAGGGGGGGAGAGCUGCUUACCAGUUCAAAGAGGAGAAACGGCACAAGAAAGCUUUAAGACAAUGAGGGUUUGAAGCAGAAAGAGCGAGGACGCUAUCAGGCAGAGGUGGUGAGCCUCAGUCUGAAGGGCCAAACCGGCCAUCGGGACUCUCCCCAAGCCACACUCUUCACUGACCUGGCUCAGCAACCUCCUUGGGUGUUUUCACUUAGCUGGAAUGUGUGCUUGAACUCUGAUCAUGCCUCUUGCUUGUCUGGACAGAGGAUAGAGAAGGGUGUGUUUAGAAAAUAGCCUGUUAAAAACUUACAUUCAUUGCUCCGCCACCUAUUGCCUCUGGCCCCAUCCACCACUUUCACACUUUUCAGUGCAAUUCCCUGACACAUUCCUUCCAAAAAAAAAAGGCAAUUCCCCUCCACACCCAAAGCAUUUUUUUAUUUUUAUCUUUUUUGCACAAGAGCACCAAACCCACUUUAACUGAGCACCCUGCAUUUAUUUGCCUGUAGGCAGUUGACUCUCAUCUGCAAAGUAACCACAAUGUGGGUGUACCCAUGCUGCAGAUGGGAGGACUGAGGCUAAGAGAGAGGAGAGGGACAGGGAGAAUUUAUGCAUCGCCUACAGCUAGCUAGGAAGCAAUUAAGUUCCGGUUUCCAAAUCUCAGCUACGGAAAUGAAUGAAGCUUUCAACGUUCUCAGGUUUGUCAGAGGGCUUGCAUCUGUCUGGACGCUUUGGGCGGGGAGCGACGUGAUCCUGCGCGGUUCUAGCAACCUGGCGGCCCUCUGGGGUAAUGUCUGUACAGUUUCAAGGCCUGCCGAGCGUGCUGGAGAGAUUUCCGUGCCUUGGCAGGACCUGGCUUGGGAUGGGCUGGAGCCUGUCUCUGUACAGUAGCGAGCAGAAAACUGGCCAGGCCAAACGCAAGGAGCUCACACGCCCCUGGCCUGCCUAGUGCCUGAUUAUUAUUUUUUUUAACUGAAGGCAAAGCAGGCUUAAAGCUUCCUCCAGACCCGCAGCAAGCCCCUUCCUCCCUCUUAUCGAUUUCCCUCUUUCACUGACAGCCAUCAACAGGCCUGCUUAGCAGCUUGGCAGCUAAGGGCGGGGGGGUGAACAGAAUAUGUCCUUUAAGGGGCACCAUAGGGCAGGAGUUUGAAGCAUGAAACUGGGUCCCCAUUCAGCAGAAUAAGAAAGACGUCCCACCUGCCACUAUGGCAGGGCUGCCUUACAAUGUAUGGCGUAAUAAACAUUGCUUUGUUGUAUCCAGUGCUAGACCUUCCCAAAGUAGACCCAUUGAAGUGAAUGGGCAUGCCUAACAGAGGUCCAUUCAUUUGAAUGGGUCUACACGGAAUGAAACAUCCCAUCGCCACCUAAAACAGGGGUGAGGGACCUUUUUCACCCCCGCGGAUCAGGUCCUUUUCUCUCCCACCCCACCUCUCGAGGGCCGAGUGUCACUGGUGGGCUGGGCUGCCCACCUGUCAAUCAGCUGGUGUUGCACUGAUGUCAGCCAACCUUUUCGGCACAUUAAAGUCUGGUUUGCUGGCCUCUCCUGGUGUCGCACUCAUAACCAGGAAGGGAUUUAACCUGAGGGUUAAUCAAGGUCUUGCUUGGGUCUGCAGGGAGAUGUUCAUGCAAUUGAAUAGGAGCCAAGGAUGAACAUCUGGCCGUUCACUCUAGGAGUUGGGAACAUCUAACCCUCCAGAUGUUGCUGAGCUGCUGUUCCCCAUCGCCCCCUGCUAGCAUGGUCCAAGGCCAGAGGGAUGCUGGGAGUUGGAGUCCAGGAAAAUCUGGAGGACCACUGGCUCCCCAACACAGUGUGGUGUAGUGUAGUGUAGUGGUUAAGAGCGGUGGACUUGUAAUCUGGUGAACCGGGUUUGAUUCCCUGCUCCUCCACAUGCAGCUGCUGGGUGACCUUGGGCUAGUCACACUUCUCUGAAGUCUCUCAGCCCCACUCACCUCACAGAGUGUUUGUUGUGGGGGAGGAAGGGAAAGGAGAUUGUUAGCCACUUUGAAACUCGUUCGGGUAGUGAUAAAGCGGGAUAUCAAAUCCAAACUCCUCCUCCUUUUCAAACCUAUCCUAGACCCAAGAUUGAAAUGCAGUGAUUUAAGAGUAGCCCACAGCCCCAAGAAUAGUCCCUAAAAUCCAAUUCUCGGGCCCAAGCUUGAGAUCUGCAAAGCCUGCCUCCUGGAAUAUCCCCAGGCGUUUAUUUAUUUUUAUUUCAUUUGUUGAAUUUGUAUAUUAGGCAUUCUCUCCCUAAUAAGAAGGGAAGACCCACCAAUUUCUAACCUUCAAAUUGCUCACACUAAUGUAGAUGAUGUUGUCUCUGCUUCCACCUGCUGGUCUUGGGGAAGAGAUGCAGAGAGCAGAAACAUACUUGGGGGGGGAUGGGGCAUGUUUGACUCACCUGAGCCUCUCCUCCUCCUUAAUAAGUACUUUUAAUCUAAACAUAAUAUCAAGUUGUGGGGUGGUCUGCAACACUAGUCCUAUUCAGAGCAGACCUACUGAAGUUCAUUGCUAUAUCAGGGUCUGGAAAUGUAAUCGAAUUGGUUUCUUUAAUGCAGUGGGUCUCCAAUAUUUUUUUCUCUGGGUCACACUUUAAGAAUAAAAAUUUGCUAACGCCACACCAACGUUUUUAUUGAUAAGAAAUACGUUGGAAAACCUAAAGAAACAACCCCCAGCAGUGCUUGAUUUAUAACAGAAUACAACUACAGUACUUUACAAUAUGAUCAUGGGACAUUGAUAAAGUAUAAAGCAAUGCAGUUACAUAAGAACACAAAUCAUUCCCAAAAUAUUAUAAGCAAAGCCUCUUACAUGUGCACUUUAGUAUGUCUGCAAACUCAAGGAGAUGUGUGAGCUUGAUUUUGCUGGGUAAUUUCAUUUAUAUUAGGUCUAAUUUGAGACAAACUCAUCUCCUCAUCAACACAAGGAAACCUUUCUCUUUUCUGAUCUUAAUAAUAGUAGUAAUAAGUAUAAUAAUUUAUUAAUUGCAUGCCACCCACCUGACUGUUGCCCCAGGCGGCUCCCAACAAAUUAUAAACCAAAGUAAAACAUCAAACCUUGAAAACUUCCCUAUACAGAGCUGCCUUCAGAAGUCUUCUAAAAGUCAGAUAGUUGCUUAUUUCCUUGAUACCUGUCAGUUUGAAAAUCCCUGUUCGCAACAAUAUAUCAUGGAAAACUGCAGAAGAAUAGCCAAUGUGUGGGUGCUGUUUCUGGUUGUAAAUGCAAACAAGAUUAUUUUGAUACUAUAGUAUCAGUGUAGUAACCCUGAAAUGUUUAAAAGUUUCUUUGAUUGUCCUUCAAUUUUUCCACCACACUUUCCAUCCUCUCCUUUGAGAACCACUGGUUUAAUGGCACAGUUAAUUGGUUGAACAAAUGGUGGCUGAGAGGAGCAAGUCGGUUUUCUUUUGCCUAGUUGUCUAAUCAUAUUAUUUCAAUACUCUCUUGUUGAUUUUCAUUUGUCACAUUUUACAGCUUGUUUUGAGGCUGUUUUCUUUCCUUGUUUGCCAUGAAUUUCCCUUGCUUUUGCAGCCGAUUCUUACAUGCAAUGUUUCUUUUCGUACAAAAGAAGAUGCUGUACUUAAUUGUGCUUCACGAAAUGUAGAAACCAUCUGAUAUUUUUGGAUGUUUGCUGUUUAUUUAAGAUACCUUAGCCUAUGUUGCAAACUGCUCAGAGUUUUGUUUAAACAGAAGCAGUGUGUAAAUCGUCUAGAUAGGCAAAUACAGUGGUACCUCAGGUUAAGAACUUAAUUCGUUCCGGAGCUCCAUUCUUAACCUGAAACUGUUCUUAACCUGAAGCACCACUUUAGCUAAUGGGGCCUCCUGCUGCCACUGCACAAUUUCUGUUCUCAUCCUGAAGCACAGUUCUUAACCCGAGGUACUAUUUCUGGGUUAGCUGAGUCUGUAACCUGAAGCGUAUGUAACCUGAAGCAUAUGUAACCCGAGGUACCACUGUAAAUCAUUUCAUGGACAUGUCUAACCCAGAGAAACUGGAAUGGAUAUAUUCACCCUUCCCUACCUAAGGAAAAAACAUCGAUCAAUGAAUCACUGUGCCUUUCUACACUCCAGGUGUCAUCCAGGCCAAGCGUCUACGUGCGACCGAUAUCUCAACAAGCAGUUUCCGCCUCAUUUGGCCCAAGUUUUUGACACGGGAGACGGGUUAUUAUGUCCUGGAGUACGCCCCGACCGGAGACCCCAGGCGGAAACUGACCAAGCAGCUGACAGGCGACCACACCAGCUUCCUGGUGAGCAACCUGGUGCCCCAAACCACGUACGAGGUUGCCCUCAUUCCCGAGUCCAACGAGAGAUACAUGCCACCCCAAACCACCAGGGUCACCACCUUGGAAGGUAAGACAAAGAAGGUCUGGAGGGGGCGGGCACAAUGGAAAGCCAUCCUAACUGAGCCAGUGGCCAACUGAGAGGCAGAAGUUCUCUGGCCAUUCUUUUUGGUCCAGCUCUCACUUCCAUACAUCACUACUGGGAAAACCAUAGCUUUAACUCUGAAUAAAGAGUAAUGAAUAAAAUAAAUUGUCAGAGUUCAAGGGUACAUUCUAGCCAGGUAAAAAUUCUCAAGUAGGGGCAAAAGAGAAUCAGUGAGGGGUGUGCGGUCUGGGGAGAUUUUCAAGCGCUACUCAGAGAAGCCUGUUGGACACAUUUGGCUUCCAGGCAUGAGGUUUCCUCCUGCCCCAAAACUAGAUGGUCACAUUAUCUGAUGGGACAUAAGGCCCUUCCAAUGUUCCUGUGGAAUUUUUUAAAAAAUAGCUUCAAUUCAUCCUUCCCCAAGGUUUGCUGACCCACGCAAUAGAUACGGAAGCGAUUGGUAAUGUUUUCCUUUCAUUCACUGCAAUGACAGCUCCAGGAUUUUAAGGGCCGAGAAAUAAUUACCUCUGCUUCUACCGGGAUAAGCAAGUUUUCACGUCAGGCACCUAAUUCUUGCCAUUGGUGAAACUCCUCUCAGUAGGGGGAAAAACCCAGGAAGCAGAUGGUGAGAUGAGGUUUGGCACGGCUCAGUCUCUGCAUUGUGUUGGAAACUGCUCUUAAGGGGGUUAUUAUGGGAUGCUAGUGCCAUUCCACUUUGGAGCAGCUCUUACACUUUGUUCGCUUAUGUCACAGCUGGGAUAGAUAAAAGGAAGGACUUCUUCAUGCAGACAAGAGCCUAAGUAUGGAAUUUGCUACCAUGAGAGGCAGUGAAGGCCAAUAACUUUUGGAUGGCAUUAAAAGAGGGAUAGAGCAAUUCACGGAGGAGGAGGUGGCAGCCAGCCACAGUGGCUAUGAUCUGUCUCAACUUUCAUUUAUACCUAGUUUGGGAAAUAAGUUAAUAAUAAUAAUUUUAUUAAUCAUACCCCGCCUAUCUGGCUGGUUUUCCCCAGCCACUCUGGGGCAGCUUCCAACAUGUAUAAAAACAUAAUUAAACAUCAAACAUUGAAAACUUCCCAAUACAGGGCUGCCUUCAGGUGUCUUCUCAAAGUUAUGUCGUUCUUAAUCUCCUUGACAUCUGAUGGGAGGGCGUUCCACAGGGAGGGCACCACUACCAAGAAGGCAACUGCUGAAAAGUUGUCACAGGAACCCCAAUCUCAGGAGUCCUUGCUGCAGGUUCAUAUUCUACGCUGUCAUAGAUUCCCUGAAUUCUUCGCUCCUAGAAGCUGUCAGUAUGCAGCAGUGGCCACACCCCAGGAAAUGGCUUUGACUGGCCAGCCAAACCAGAUGAGGACACCCUAUGGGUCUCAAACUCAAGGCUUGGUGAGAUAGAGAUCUCACCUAUCUGAGAAGACAGGCUCUGGGGGAUUGAUCAGACAAGACCAAUAUUGGGUCCAACGGUCAAGAAGACGUUUUCUGCACAUGCUGUAGAGCAGCGGUUCUCAACGUGUGGGUCCCCCAGAUGUUGUUGGACUACAACUCCCAUCAUCCCUGAGCUCUGGCCUUGCUAGCUAGGCGUGAUGGGAGUUGUAGUUCAACAACAUCUGGGGACCCACAGGUUGAAAAAGGCUGCUGUAGAGGGAAGUGAGGGGCAGAUGGGGCUCAUCAACCUGGGAAGGGAGGCCAUCUAAGAGAAGGAAGACUCAGGUUCUAAACCUCCACUGCCUUUUGGGAUAUCUUUGGGAGAAUAAAAGGCUACGGAGUAAACCUUACACAAAUCCAGAGUGGAGUCCCUAAGAUGGUUGGAUGGAGCCUUGUAUUAUUAUUAUUAUUAUUAUUAUUAUUAUUAUUAUUAUUAUUUACUUAUACCUUGCCAAUCUGGCCGGGCCUCCCCAACCACUCUGGGUGGCUCGUUCCGCCCAGAGUGUAUACCUCAUUCCAGCCAAGCAGGUGUCAAAUGUAUUACUCUGCUUUCCUUUGGUCUACAUCACUGAGGCUGAGGGGGAGGGCUUGUUUUCUGGGCAGCCCAGGAGCCCCUUACACUGCCCAGGCUUGCGCCCUGCUGGGGUCACUUCAGUGCUGCUAAUGCAGGUUUUUCUUCACCCCCGGAGGCGCACUCCAUUGUCUCUCGAGACAAGACAGAUGCCGAGAACAAUAGGCAAGGAGUGGCCGAGGUCUUGAUCCCUCCUUCUGUUGUUGUUGUUUUUGUUGUUCCGAAUAAAAUCUUAUUCAAUUGAUACUACAGAUACGGCCAUGUUUGUCUUGCUCCCAUCUUAACUGAGGGAGUGUGUCAGAAGUUGCCUUGCACCAGAUCUGUCUGCGCCUGUCAGGCAUGGAGAGUCAUCCCCUCCCUUCGAUAACUUCACAGAUCAGAACUAACGAGCAGUUGAUAGGUUUAAAAAGGUAAAGGGACCCCUGACCAUUAGGUCCAGUCGUGACCGACUCUGGGGUUGCGGUGCUCAUCUCGCUUUAUUGGCUGAGGGAGCCGGCGUACAGCUUCCGGGUCAUGUGGCCAGCAUGACUAAGCCGCUUCUGGAAAAACACGAAAACGCCGUUUACCUUCCCGUCGGAGUGGUACCUAUUUAUCUACUUGCACUUUGACGUGCUUUCGAACUGCUAGGUUGGCAGGAGCAGGGACCGAGCAACGGGAGCUCACCCCGUCGCGGGGAUUCGAACUGCCGACCUUCUGAUUGGCAAGUCCUAGGCUCUGUGGUUUAACCCACAGCAGCACCCGUGUCCUUUUAUCGCAGCAUCAUGUUGCGAGCACAAAUACACAGCUCUCCACAAAGAGGGCAGUUGGCAGGUCUAAUCCUCCUUCCGUCUUCCGCAGCAUUUUAGGCGCCAAUGGGAAGUUCCUCCCUCCCUCUGACUCCUUUGCUCUAUGAUACGUUCGAACCACCGAGUCCGUGGUGAGUGGGGGGGGGGUCCCCCACACUCUCAAGAGACGUCUCAACUAGCUGCCCCCUCCCUUCUGGUUCUGUUGUCAUUAUCUCAUAACUGGGUAACUCCUCUCUUCUUCUUCUUAUUGUUAGAACGUUUAUUAAUUUUCCAAUAAAAGGCAUCCAAUUAACAUAUCAAAUCAUAAUCCAAUAAAAAUAAAAAUCUAAAUUAAAAAAGUUCCAAUUAUCUUCUGAAUUGUAAUUUUUAAUUUUACAACUUCCCACAGUCUGAACCUUAGAAUCAUAGAAUCAUAGAAUCAUAGAGUUGGAAGAGACCACAAGGGCCAUCAAGUCCAACCCCCUGCCAAGCAGGAAACACCAUCAGAGCACUCCUGACAUAUGGUUGUCAAGUCUCUGCUUAAAGACCUCCAAAGAAGGAGAUUCCACCACACUCCUUGGCAAUGUCCAAAUCUCAGUCCUGCCUCUCAUCGAUAUUUCCAUAUCUCAAUUUUAUCUCUCCAAACUUCUUUGUCUGCGAUCCUCAAUCAUGUCAGAAAUCAGAUAACCUUUCAUCCGUCGAGUGCAGAUUUGUUUGUGCAAUGUACCUUUUCAACUGUUGUCUGGGUGACUCCUCUCUAAGCUGUCCAGCUUCUGUCUCUCUCUCUCUCUGCUUCUGAAGACGCUGUGAACAAGGAGGGGGCGACUCUUCCCCCUCCAGCUCUCCAUCAGAAAGAAGCUGGUCUUCAUUCCCCAGUCCUCGUCUUCAGACCAUUCCCUGACGGUGCCCCCUUUCCAAUCUGUCUACCGUCUCUCCACAGAGCCCAUCAGCCCAGCAAGAGUCCUCAUCUCAGAUUCCAGGCCCCACAGCAUCCGGGUCAGCUGGGCCCCCACCCCGGACAGCGUGUCCUCCUACCAGGUCCUGUAUGGGCCCCUGCCUGGGAACGCAGUCAAGCUGGUGGAGGUCGAUGGGAGCCUCAACUCCACCAUCUUGGAUGACCUGACUGCCAACACCACCUACUUGGUGACUGUGUCUGCCAUUUAUAAAUCGGGCAAGGAGAAAGCUCUGUCGGCCAAGGCAUGCACGGCAGAAGGUGAGGAGGUACCCAUGCCCUCCACAGGGACAAAAUUUGGAGACAAGGGAGGAAGGGUAGUGCUGAUGAAUUAAACUGGUGGUACAGGUGCAUUUUCUACAUGCUCGGAGGCCCCAAACCAAAGAGAAUGUAUCUCAAGAUGCUGAAGAAAUGUGGAUUUUCCCCUUUCCAAAAUAGCCCAACGUGUUCCAUCUAAUAUGUGGCAGCCGAGGCCAUACAACAAUGGUCCUGAAAGGCCUACAUUGGCUCCCAGUAUGUUUCCAAGCACAAUUCAAAGUGCUCAUGCUGACCUUUAAAGCCCUAAACGGCCUCGGUCCUGUAUACCUGAAGGAGCAUCUCCACCUCCAUCGUUCUGCCCGGACACUGAGGUCCAGCUGCAAGAAGUGAGGUUACAGGGAACCAGGCAGAGGGCCUUCUCGGUAAUGGCGUCCACCCUGUGGAACGCCCUCCCAUCAGAUGUCAAGAAAAUAAACAACUAUCUGACUUUUAGAAGACAUCUGAAGGCAGCCCUGUUUAGGGAAGUUUUUAAAGUUUGAAUUUUUAUUGUGUUUUUAAUAUUCUGUUGGGAACCGCCCAGAGUGACUGGGGAAACUCAGCCAGACGGGUGGGAUAUAAAAAAAUUAAUAAUAAUUAAUUAUUGUUGGUGGUGAUGGUGGUGGUGGUAUUGACAGAUCUGCUUGUCUCACGGCAAAAUGGGCGUGGUUUAUGAGAAGGGGCAGAGCUUUGGGGACCAGGCUGCCAAUAGCAUAUAGUUAUUUCUGUUGACAUUUGCUGAUGGAAAUCCACUGUCUUUAUGCCCUGUUUCUUCCCACUGGGCAGAGAACUCCAGGAUAAAGCACCUGCGCUUCGAAGACUUGAGCCCCACCACCGUGAAGGCCUCGUGGGAGCCUGCCGACGGCAGCGUCCUGGGCUACCGGGUGAGGUGCCGGCGGCAGGCUGGUUCUUCGACGCUCCUCAGCGUCUCACCGCAGAUCCACAGUGUGCUGCUGUCGGACCUCGCGGAGGGCAGCACCAACAAAGUGUGCGUCAAGCCCGUGUACAGGAACCAGCAAGGGAAAGGCGUGUGCCGGAUGGUCCACAAGCAGCCGGGUAAGCUGUGGGGAGACUGCGACGCCCUCCAACGUGGAUGGCCUUGCCUGAGAAGGGGAUAAGAUGGGUGCAUGGAGGAGAAGGCUGGCAGCAUCUACUAGUCGUGGAUGCCAUUGUUGGAGGCAGUUAUGCCUCUGAUCACCCUUGACUGAGGAGUCACGAUUUAUUCAUUUAUCCCAUAAAAUUCACAAACCCCAAUUUGCUUGGAACUUUGUGAUAUCAGUAUAUUAGGUUUGAUUUUGGUAUGGAGAUCUGCUCCUAUGUGCUUAGCUCUAGAGAUCCCCAUUGACUUAAUUUUGUUUGGCAUCUGUUACUAUACUUUGUUACACACAUACAGAGGUCUAGAUGUACGUACAUGUUUCACAAAGAGAACAAAACAAUAAAAUUAUCAGUAAAAUAAUAAUAAUAGUUUUAUUAUUUAUACCCCACCCAUAUGGCUGGGUUUACCCAGCCACUCUGGGAGGCUUCCAGCAUAUAUAAUAAAAUGUAAUAAAAUGUCAAGCAUUAAAAACUUCCUGGUACAGGGCUGCCUUCGGAUGUCUUCUAAAAGUUCUGUAGUUCUUUAUCUCCUUGACAUCCACAGGCAGGGUGCCACUGCCAAGCAGGCCCUAAAAACCAUAAAGCAAAAGAUAUAAUCAGCAAUGAACUAAAAACAGAUUAAAGAGUACAUCCGUAUUCUACAUAGUCUGCAUAGGUUGGUCUAAGCAAAAACGUUCUGGGCAGGCACUGAAAAGAGGACAAUGGAUGUGCCAACUUGGCGUCAAUAAGCAGGGAGUUCCAGAGUGUGGGGGCUAAAAGAUUGUUUUCUUACAAAAGUGGAAAAGGUAUUACGUGGCACUCGUGACGGUGACAGUUCCGCCUGUCUGCAUGGCAAAUGUCAGGGACCAUGGGCGUUGUAGCUUAACAUCUGGAGGGCUACCAGUUGCCUACUCCUGCAGGCCAGAAGAGCCAAACAACUACCUUUCUUUUUUCAUUUUACAAAAGGUGUUGGGCCUAAUCGCCUGCCGGUCUCUUUUGCUCGCCCCAGGCGAAAGGCCGAAUAGCCGUUUUGCAUGUUCAUCGACUGCCAGAACUAACCUCCUGCGCUUUCUCCCCCGUUUCCAGCUUCAGCAGUGGGAAGCUACAGGCACAGACAGAGAGCGUGAGCGUUAAAGAGACUCGAGGAGCACCUCUGCAGAGCAGAGGGAAAGACUGGAUAAGGAGGAAGGCUGGAGGAACCCGUACGAGGUGAUCGCCCUCCCAAGCCUGCUCAAGCCCCCCUGAAGCACACUAGCUCCCUCCCCCUGGCAGCCAUCUUGCCUACAAGUUCCGAAGCUCCGGUUUGGUGUUCAGAAAAAGGGCUCCACCUGGAAGAUGAGAUUCCGCUGCGGGGAUGAGCCAAAAAAAAGAGAUUGGGACUCAGAAUUCCUCUUUCCUUACUGUAUUCUAUUUAUUUGUGUUUUAGUAUGUGCUGUAGCUGGGGAAGAAUGUCACAGGACACCCAUCCCCUCCCCUUUAAGCCAACACUUGCUAUAUGAUGUGCUCCUUAACUGAUACAGCUGCAAUUCAGUCGGAGGCACGCAGUGUAGAGGUGUGAGGAAGAUAAAAAUGGAUUCCAUGGGGACCUAGUUAAGGCCAGAGUUAAUUAAGGAUGGGAGAAGGCAUCGUUUUCCAUUCCGCCCUGUAUUCAUUGCAAGCAGCACUGUUUCCCUUCUGCUGCGGUUGGCCUUCCUCCAAACUCUACAUCAUUCAUCUCGCUGUCUGCUCUGCCGAAAUUCCGCAACUUCCCUAUUUCACGUAAUUAAUCAUUACAUAUGUUACGUUGCCGUUACUUUAUCCCGCUCUGUGCAUUUCAGUGCAAUGGAAACACAAUGCAAAUGGGGGAAAUGUAAUCAAUUUCAUACAAUUUCCGGACUGAAAGCAGCAGCAACAGCGAAUGCCUGAUAGUAUUUGCGGGAUCGAUUUCCGUUCUGGCCACUGGACAGAUAAGAAGAUGUCAGGCCUCCAAGGCAGAUGUAAACCCUCAUAGCAUGUAUUCCAUAAGAGCUCUUUGGAGAGGACGACCUGGAUUUUCCCUGCAUCAAAAAAUGUCCCCUUCCUUAUUCUUUCUUGUAAGCCGGAAAGCGUUUCACUCUUUUGCACAACUCUUCCAUGUGUUGUUUUGCUAAUGUGGUAGAGAUUGCCUCUCUGUCUCCUUAUAAUGCAUCCCUUUGGAAGUCAGUGAAUUAAACAAGAGAACAAAUGACCUGUUUGAUUUGGAAGGCUUUUACAAUUGGGACCUAAGUGCCUGCUGGUUUCCCCCGCUAGCUUUCAAAUCCAGUAUUUUAGGGAAAAUAUAUUUUGGAAUAGCUUGGUCCAUGAAAAAUGAUUAGUCUAGGGCUCUUGGAUGGUGGCAGACAGGGGCAAGGAGAGAGAACAGGGUCAGCCCAGAUUACAGUAGAACCCCAGAUGAAUAAAUUGCUGCACUCUAGUGCCACCACUGCAGGUGGCCACAGGGUGGUAUUGCAGGUACUGAAUUAUUACGAUUAUGAUUUGGGUACAGUGGUAUCUCUUGUUGCGAACAGGAUCCAUUCCGGAGGCCCAUUCGCAACAUGAAAAGCCUGCAACCUGAAACGCCGUAUCUGUGCAGGUGUGUGGCGUGAUUUGGUGCUUGUGCACAUGCGCGAAGCGAGAUUUAGCACUACUGCACAUGCGCAAACAGCAAAACCCGGAAGUAACCCUUUCAGGCACUUCUGGGUCGCUGCGGGACGCAACCUGCAAAAACGUAACAUGAGGUAUGACUGUAUUUAUUACCCCUCCUUUGUCUAAGGUCCCGGGGCAGGUUACAGCAUUAAAACGCAAUAUUAAAAACCACUUUAAACAACUUACAAUCACAGAAAUAAGGUGGGUCCUAAAAAUAUACACCUCAGGUGACAAAAGCCAGGGUAAAGACGUGCAGCUUCAGCAUUUGCCAGGAGAUGUAUAAUGAAUGUUCAAUGGGGAGGGAGUUCCACAGGUUAGGAGCUGCCACUGAGAAGACCCUUUCCCAGACCAUGGACACCCCUGAGCCUCUGAGGGCAGAACUGCCAAGAGGGCCCCCUCCGCCCAUCUCAGCACCUGAGAGUCUACAGAAGUUGUUCUUUUAGAUAUUUAACAGGGAUCAGGUGAUACAAAGGAGCAGUAGUUCCAAUAGUCCUAUCAAGCUUCUGCUUUCAGCCUUGUUCUUCAGUGUGCUCAGACAGAGGCUGGACAGCUGGGCUAUCCUAUCUGCUCAGUCAUUUAUCUAAUGAGUGAUUUGCCCAUUUCCCUCUUCUGUGGUGUUACUACUUGCCUAGUAAGGGGCUGUGGGUACCUGUUUCUCUCCUGACCAUCCUCCUCCACCGGCUUCUCAGUGGAAUGGGUAUAAAAUAUAAGACAACUGGUCAGACUAUUUCAGGUCAUUAUUUUGUUUGCUCUUUCUUGGGCUGGAAGGUUCGUCAUCCAAGUCGCCUUUCCAGUGGUUCAGGAUGAGAUCAAUGCAUGUGAAAUCCCAGUGAAAUGGAGGACUGGCUUCUCAACUCGGCAAAUGAGGAGAGGGAACAACCACAAUUAUUCAACCAGAAAUCUCAACUUUGGAUGAAACUCGGCUGACCUGUUAGCCCUGAAAAUAAUUGACUUGCACAGUGCUGCUACAAAGACACCUUGGGGGAUCUCAAAAGGCACAUUAAAGGCUGGCUUGCUC